Messenger RNA from Peniophora sp. CBMAI 1063, 1554 nucleotides. The record is from the annotation of a GenBank genome assembly. Lineage: Eukaryota; Fungi; Basidiomycota; Agaricomycetes; Russulales; Peniophoraceae.
AUGCCGUCUCUACAACAACUGCUCGUUUCACGACAAGAGGAUGGAACCGUAGCAUCCCACAAGCCAAAUCCCGUUGUCGCCUUCAUCAUUGGACUUUCCAUCGUCACAUUAGCCUCUAUCCUCAAUGCUGCAGGUCUGAAUCUGACCAAGCUGGACCAUGUUCGGACUAGCGCUAUACCCAAGUCAGCACGGAGAAGGGACUGGCUGCGACCUCUGUGGCUAUUGGGCAUGAUACUAUAUAUUCUUUCGCAGCUAUUGGGUUCCACACUAGCGUUGCGCUAUAUGCGCGCAGAGUAUGUCGCCCCUCUAGGCUCGACGUCUCUCAUCUUCAAUUUCUUGUUCGCCCGCUUUCUCAUUGGUACACCCGUCACGAUGACCGACGUCUAUGGUACCGUGGUUAUUAUUGUCGGUGUUGUCGGCAUCGUCGCUUUCGGCAGCAUCAACACGGGUCUCUCAUCGGAGACGUCUGCCGAACAUCUCGCCACAUUGUGGGGCCGCGGCGGUUGGAUAGCGUACUUCAUCGUCAUGUCGCUCGCUCUGACAGCCGUCUACAUCUUUGCGUCUCAGCUUGAACUGGUGCUGAACUCGCGCUCGGAUCUGUCCGCGCAACCGUUCGCGGGUAUGAGCGGCCGUAUGACCAUUCCAUCAACAGGCGGCUUCUUCGGGAAGGCUAUGGCGUGGAAACGAUGGAUCAUGGUCUUGAUCGCCGAACAGCUUGAGCACUGGACGGCCGCGAAGGACGACAAGGUGCUCGCUUGGACGCUGGGCAUCGGUUGGGCCUGCGCGGGAGGAGGCAUGGCCGGCGAGUGUCUGGUCUUCGCCAAAGCAGCUGUCCAGGUCAUCUCCGGUGCCGUCACUCACGAGAACGCGGGAAACCAGAUCGGCCACUUCGCGCCUAUCGUUACCUUCAUCUUCCUCGCAACAACAGCCGUAUCCCAGAUCAUCUGUCUGAACCGCGGAUUGAAGGUCUACGACUCUACACUCGUUGUGCCUGUGUUCUAUGGGGUGUACACGGCUACAGGAUGGCUCAACUCACUCAUCUUCAACAAUGCGACGGAUGCCUUCGCCUCCUGGACUCUCUUCCUCAUCUUCGUCUCCAUCCUCGUGCUCAUAUCCGGCGUCGUACUUCUCACGCACAAGAAACCGGAGAAUCCUACGGCACCGCAAGGAAUCCCGUUGAGCGCGGCUCCGAUAUCUGCACGCAAAGCCGAGGCUAAGGACGGCACGGAUGGUGAACGCAGUGGUCUGCGCGAAGAUGCGCCUACGGAGGUCGUGUGGGACGUUGGAAAUGCGAGCGAUGAGGAGGACGACCAUGAAGUUGAGGCGGGCGAGGCUACGCCGCGCGCAGAGCCGUCGCGGAUACAGACGCAUGCAGGAGAGGAAGGCGUGAGCUUGAUGGGCAAGACUGCCGACGAUGAAGAGGAGGAUGCGCCUGUAGUGCCGCCAGGACUCAGCCCCAGCCGCACCAGGCCGACAAGGAGGAGAUCUGCAUCGAAUACUACGAAGGGCAGUGAUGACGAGGAUGAGUAUGGUGCGUUCAAGGACGCUACGUAA